GAACAUGACGCACUUGAUACCGCAGUUCACAUCCUGCCAAAGAUAAGAUAGUUCGGCUCAUGUAGUCUUCGUGGAGUGUAGAGACAACAAGACUGGAACUUGAAUUUUAAUUAGUGUUCAGCACAUAUGUGAUCGUGAAAAAGCGGAAUUUGAAAUUUAUUAUUGACGCCACUACCAAAGAGCAAAAAUAAGAACAAACGAGAGAUGAAAGCGAGAACACGCUUAAAGUUUAAGACGAAAUAAAACCUUCCAAGUUCUCUCGAGCGACGCCUUGACUCCCCAAGAUGGCCGACCUCCCGCCCCCGCCGCCGCCUCCGCCAGAAGACUACGACCUCGACAUCCUGCCUCCUCCUCCUCCGCCUCCCGUCGACUAUGACAUGUCCGCCCUCCCGCCGCCUCCGCCGCCCCCUCAGGACGACUUCCAGGCGCCUCUUCCUCCUCCGGACGACUUCCAGGCGCCUCUUCCCCCUCCGGACGACUUCCAGGCGCCCGUUCCUCCUCCGGACUACGACCUGGACAGUGAACCACCUCCGCCGCCCCCGCAGGUCCUCAGCGAGAGCGCGGGCGGCGGCGACCCCAGGGCUUCGCUCACGGACAUGGGGCAGCGGGCCAGGUCACGCGAGUCCGACACGGCGAGCCUCUCCAGCCGCAGGUCCACGUGGUCCUCGACGAGCCAACACAAGGGCCCGCGACGCCCUCCCUCGCGGCAAAGCCUGGCCAGCACUCCUCCCGCCGGCGAGCGCAGAGGGCCUGGCGGCGUCGUCCUGCAGCGCCAGGUGUCCUCGGCUUCGAUGGCAGCCUACACGCAGCCGUUCAUGCUGUCGGAGGAAGCCCAGGGCGCGUCCUCCCUCUACGGCACCAUGAGCAAGGCGGCGAGGAAGGCAGCCAAGACGCAGCGGCAGCCCUAUCAGAAUGCUGAGACGUACGGUACAAUCCGGCGCGGGAACGCUGGUAUGAACCGGUACGACUUGCAUGAUCACAAAAGUGGCUCCAGUUCAAGCAGGGACGUGAGGAAUCUCCAGUGGGACGAACUAGGAAGAUUAUCCAGGAACAGCCUCCACUCGGUCUCCAACGGCUCUCAGAUGACCUUGUCCGGAAGUGACCUCGCGCCGAUCCCCCAGGAGGAGGCGGGUCAGCAGGACUUCCUCACAAGACUCAAGCCGGUGCCCAGACUUGUGAGCGAGGAAGGCGUCGGGAUGGCUGGUGAGCGUGUGACCAUCACUGAUGCCCUCAGCAAUGUUGACGUCCUUGAUGACUUGCCGCUGCCAGACCAGCAGCCAGUCAUCGAGGCACAGGCAUGCUCGGUGGUCUACACGGCCAACUUCGACACCAACUUUGAAGACCGCAUGGCCUAUGUGACAGGGGUGGCGAAGUACAUGGAGGAAGCAGCUACCCAUGCAGAAUUGAAUAAAUUAUUAGAAGAGGGUGAAAAUCAUGCGGUUAUGCUAUACACUUGGCGGUGCUGUUCUCGUGCCAUCCCCCAACCAAAGUCAAAUGAGCAGCCAAAUCGUGUGGAAAUUUACGAGAAAACGGUGAAGGUUCUGUCAGAUGAAGUAAAGAAGUUGACAAAGUUCAUGAAUUUCCAGAGGAAAGCCAUUGAUGUAUUCUGCAACCAAAUCAAGCGACUCUGUCACCAAGAGAAGCGAAAGGACUUUGUGUCUGAAGCCUAUCUCCUCACGCUUGGCAAAUUCAUCAACAUGUUUGCUGUCCUCGACGAAUUGAAGAACAUGAAGUCGAGUGUGAAGAAUGACUACUCAACGUACAGAAGAGCCGCGCAGUUCCUCAAGGUGAUGAGUGAUACCCAGUCUCUACAGGAGUCACAGAAUCUGUCUAUGUUCCUGGCCACACAGAACAAGAUCAGGGAUACCCUCAAAGAGAAGCUAACAGCAAUUCCAUCAUAUGAGGACCUCCUUUGCGAUGUCGUCAACAUCUCAGUGCACAUGUUUGAGAACCGCAUGUACUUGACGCCCAAAGAAAAGCAGAUGCUGGUCAAGGUGAUGGGAUUUGGUCUCUUCCUCAUCGACUCAGACAUUUGUAACAUCAAUAAACUCGACCAGAAGAAGAAGAUUAAGUUGGACAAGAUUGAUAAAAUCUUUAAGAACCUAGAGGUUGUUCCACUGUUUGGUGACAUGCAGAUUGCACCUUUCAAUUAUAUAAAGAGGAGCAAGAACUUUGAUGCCAAAAUGUGGCCUCUAUGCAGUGCAUCAACCACAAGCCCACAGGCAGACCUGAUGUGUCAUUUACCACGCAUUAGGGAUGAACACAUCAAAUAUAUCUCGGAGUUAGCAAGAUACAGCAAUGAGGUCAUCACAACAUAUAAGGAAACAGCACGCACAGAUGCAGAGAAUAAAGACAUAGCAGACCUCGCCCUCCGCGGCCUCCAGCUCCUCAGUGAAUGGACAAGCGUUGUCACAGAGCUUUAUUCAUGGAAACUACUGCAUCCUACUGACCAUCACUCCAAUAACCAGUGCCCAGCUGAUGCAGAAGAAUAUGAAAGGGCCACACGAUACAACUACACUGAUGAAGAAAAGUUUGCCCUUAUCGAAGUCAUUGCGAUGAUUAAAGGCCUGCAAGUCUUAAUGGCCCGCAUGGAGACUGUAUUCCUUGACUCAAUACGGCGCAACAUCUACCAAGAGAUGCAAGAUUUCGUGCAGCUCACCCUAAGGGACCCCCUGCGUAAGGCCAUCAAGAACAAGAAGGAACUCUUGAGGACGAUCUUGGUGUCGGUGCGUGAGACAAGUGCUGACUGGGUGAAGGGAAUGGAACCCCCAGAUGACCCCGCCCUCAAGGGCAAGAAGGACCCGGACAACGGCUUUGAGAUCAAGGUGCUAAGAAGGAAUGUUGGCCCUUCCUCAACACAGUUAUACAUGGUGCGCACCAUGCUGGAAUCUCUGAUUUCGGAUAAAUCAGGAGGCAAGAAAACCCUGCGCAAGGAACUGGACGGCCAGCACCUCUGCCAGAUUGAUGAAUUCCACAAGACCUCCUUUUUCUGGACAUACUUGUUGAACUUUAGCGAAACACUCCAGUUUUGCUGUGACCUUUCUCAGUUAUGGUACAGGGAGUUCUACUUGGAGAUGACAAUGGGUCGCAGGAUACAGAAGUGCACUGUGGAGCACCAUCACAAUGAGGAAUGCAAAGAUCUGGUGGUGAUGGACAAGCGCAUUCAGUUCCCCAUUGAGAUGUCCAUGCCCUGGAUCCUAACAGACCACAUCCUGCGCACCAAAGAUGCGUCAAUGAUGGAAUGUGUCCUCUACCCUCUUGACCUGUACAACGACAGCGCCUACUAUGCUCUCACACAGUUCCGCAAGCAGUUUCUCUAUGAUGAAAUUGAAGCAGAGGUUAACCUCUGCUUUGACCAGUUUGUCUUCAAGUUAUCGGAACAGAUCUUUGCCUACUAUAAACAUCUAGCUGGCAGCAUUCUACUUGACAAGAGAUUCAGGAGUGAGUGCAGCCUUCACAACAUGAGAAUCCAUUACCCACCAGCAAAUAGGUAUGACACCUUGCUGAAGCAGCGUCAUGUGCAACUUCUUGGCCGCAGUAUUGACCUCAAUAAGCUCAUCUGUCAGCGUAUCAAUUCAUCCAUGCACAAGUCCCUUGAAGUGGCCAUUGCUCGGUUUGAAGGGGCAGAUAUCACAUCUGUAGUGGAACUGGAAGGACUCAUUGAGGUAAACAAACUCACACACAAACUUUUGAGUCAACUGCUCGUACUGGACGACUUCGACGCACAACUGAGGGAGGCGAACCACAAUGUCCUUGCUCCCUAUGGCAGAACAACACUCCAUGUUUUCUGGGAACUCAACUAUGACUUCUUACCCAACUACUGCUACAACGCAGCCACUAAUCGGUUUGUCAAGGCACCUGUAACUACAUUUGCACAGCCGGUACAGAGAGACAAGCCUCCAAAUGUGGCACCAUAUAUGGUCUGGGGUAGCAAGGCUCUUAAUGUAGCUUUCAACACAAUUUACUCACAGUAUUCAGGCUUCCUUGGUCCCCCGCAUCUACGGUCCAUCGUCCGAGUGUUAGGGUAUCAGGGUAUUGCAGUGGUGAUGCAAGAGCUCCUCGAGAUCAUCCACUCACUCAUCCAGGGCAACAUCCACCAAUUCACGAAGACAUUGCUGCAGGCUAUGCCCAAGCAGUGCAAGCUUCCCAGAUAUGAUUAUGGAUCCCCGGGUGUACUGGGCUAUUACCAUGCCCAGUUGAAUGAUAUUGUGCAGUAUCCUGAUGCCCGCACAGACCUCUUCCAUCACUUCCGAGAAUUGGGCAAUGCCCUUCUAUUCUGCCUGUUGGUAGAGCAAUCACUCACACAAGAAGAAGUUUGUGACUUGCUGCAAGCUGCACCGUUCCAGAAUAUCUUGCCGCGCCCCUACUGUAAAGAGGGUGAGAAGCCAGAGACAAAACAGAAGCGUUUAGAGGCAAAAUAUGCUCCUUUGCAGAUUGUCUCCAACAUUGAAAGGCUUGGAACAGCAAAGCAAGCCAUGAUUGCACGAGAAGGUGACUUAUUGACAAGAGAGCGCCUUUGCUGUGGCCUGUCAAUCUUUGAGGUUAUUUUGACACGAAUACAGACCUUCUUGGAAGACCCCAUCUGGCAUGGUUCCCCACCUGCAAAUGGUGUAAUGAACGUAGAUGAAUGCACUGAGUUCCACCGGCUGUGGUCUGCACUUCAGUUUGUCAUGUGCAUACCAGUAGGAGCUAAUAACUUCACUGUUGAACAACUCUUCGGUGAGGGGCUCAACUGGGCUGGCUGCUGUAUGAUUGUCCUUCUGGGCCAGCAGCGGAGGUUCGAGGCGCUUGACUUCUGUUACCAUGUCCUUCGGGUGCAAAAGGUGGACGGAAAGGACGAGGCCGUUAAAGGAAUUCAAUUGAAGAGGAUGUGUGAUCGCAUCCGACGGUUCCAGGUGCUGAACUCUCAAAUCUUUGCUGUUCUGAACAAAUACCUGAAGACAAGUGACCCUGACAACCUCCCAGUAGAACACGUGCGAUGCUUCCAGCCACCUAUCCACCAGAGCCUGGCUAACCAGACAUACCAGCGACCAGACCACCUGCGCUAGGGCCACAUUGACAUCCAGGAAACUUGUAAUCAGAAUCGGUUCUGCAAGGGAGAGUAGGGGCAUCAUACAGUAUUGUUCUGCUGUGAGGAUAGACUUCUUAUGAGGCUUUGCUGGAAGAUUUAUGAGAGUGGAUGCUUGUCCUUACCUCCACCCAAAAAAGAGAAAAAAAGUACUCUACUUUUCCUCUAGAGAUACACACUUUUGUAUAUAUUAUUUUAAAGAUUUUUGGCUUUUUCAGAACUGUUGGAAAUUGUCUGAUUGAGUGAGGAAGGGAAAGUUUGAUGAGAAGACAUUUCUUUGUCUUAAUGUGCAAACCACCGAGAGAAAGGGGUAAUUGUUGUGCUGUGUUGAACAUUCAUAUAUGGCCAAUAUGUACUGUUUAAUUUGGAAGACAAUAAGGUACAAUGGUUUGUAAAUAAGAAGUAUAUGCAAAACUAUUCUUGAAAAUUUAGUUCAAAUCUGUAUCUCUAGUCAGGAGACACUGUUAGUUCCUCUAUUGAUUGUGUAACCUCACCCUUUACCCCUUUUCAUUUUGCAAUAAUUAGGUUAAUCUGGACUUCAUAAGCUAAUUUUAUGCUAUGUAGUAAAGCAGAUAUUUUGCCAAUUUUUUUCAUUUGGAUAAUGUUUCUUUUCACAGGGAUGAGCCUGAGUAGUUCAGUUCCAUGUUAAGUUACCUUUGGCUUUGCAUUACAAACUAGUUUAGUUUCUUUCAUAUCAUAUACACAUUAUUUUAAAUCCCAAGCUGGAAUCAUUUUCAAGUGAAAAAAAGGCAGAAGGGAGAAAAAAACUGUAUUAAUCAUCUGUUAGAAUAGGCCCACAGUUACCAUGCAUUUAGUCCCAGUUACAUAAAAUAUCUGCUUAUAAGCCAUGUAGAUAAUUUCAUUCAGAGCUAGUAAAAAUCUCUUGAAGUUGAUUUUUUUUUUAUUUUCCCAUUUUUCCUUUUUUUUGUAAUUCACAAUUAUUAAAUAUAUCAAAAUCUAGCUACUACAUGUAAACUCAUUAUUUCCAUUCAAGGAUGGUAGAUUGGAAAUGAUAUGUACAUUUUUAAUGUGGUGUGUUCAACAUAGGGAAUCUCAGUUGUACUUUACAAAUGAUAUUUUUUCUGUCCAAGUGGAAAUGAUGAACAUUUUCCUGCAAAUUAUCAGGUAGGGACGGAGUCUGACACAUUCUUUUCUGACGAUGAAAGGCAAUGUCUUAGCCCCUCAAGGCAGAAUACUGGUGAAUCUGUCUGCUCCCACAGACAGGAUCUAUACCAAAUUCUACUACUAAGACUAUGCUCCCCAGUUCCCCUCGUAUUCACCCAAUCCUUCAGCCAGUUUGUUGAAAUUAUACAAGGCAUGAUGCAAUGAAUAUUCAAAUAUACAGAUAUGUAUAUAAACAGAUAUAAAUGUUUAUCUGCCUAUCUAUUUGAUAGAUAUACAUUUAUCUAUCUACCUAUAUGGUAGAUAUUCAUGUCUAGACUGAUAGAUGUGUAUUUAUUUCUGUUUAUAUGCACGUCCGUAUUAUGAAUAUUCUUUGAGUCAGGCCUCACACAGUUUUAACAACCGACCAUUUGUCAAGGCCAGUCUUAUCCCCAACUACCAGAACCAUAAGGCUGUUUCAUACUCCACUUGAUUUUAGUUUGAUUAACUUUUUUAUCAAACAUGCCCUUAAAACGAAAGCAUGGUCACCGAUUUCCCCUUGGCCGGAGGAGUUAAUUGGUAUGAAAUUCUUUAUGGAUGAAUUUGCAUGACUUGUAUAUUCAUUUAUUAAUAGCUAUAUAUGUCUUAUAUAUAGAUAAUUAUUCCUAAGUUUAUGUAGGUUUUUACAUUUUGAUGUGGAUGUCUCUGAAGUAGGAGACCUUUUUCCCUGGAACUUUUUGUUGUUUGUAGAUAUUGCUUUAGGGUCUUGCAUGGUUUCUUGUUAUCUAUAACUUACAUAUUAAAGGGAAUUUAUGUAAUGACUUUCCUUGUGAUAAAAGGACAAAAAGAAAACUUGACUGAAGUAGCUUGGGCAUAUUAUUAGUCAGAUAUCAGAAUAUUAUUGCUGGAAGUUUUCUGGUGUGUAAGUAAUGAUUGUAGAUAUGGCCAUAUAUGGGGUUCAGCUUAUGAUUACCAUGUAUUUUUGUAUAAGGUAAAAUGUAUAGAAAUGAGACAAAACAAAACACACUGCGCACACUUCAAACACAAACAUAAAAUUUUCUGUGCUUGUCAAAUGAGAAUGGAUAAGUGCUGUACAAAAAAUAAGAAAUUAACAAGGUAAGGUUUUUAAGUUAAUCAGUGGCAAAAGGUGGAAUAGGAAUGUAUAUAGAAUGGAGUUACUUUAGGCUUUGCUGUGUAUAUUGUAUAAGAAACAGUAUUGAACUCGCUGGCCUUUUGAGCACAACUUUUCCCAGUAAGACCCUCAUGCAUAAUGCUAUAGUCAUUACCAGUAAUUCUAAUAUUAUUAAUGUCCUGGAUGUAAGGGUAAGUCCUUAUUUUUACUACCUAUGUACUUUGCUCUUUGCACAGUACAAAGUAUUACCAAGUAGCUAUUAGUGACACCCAAUCUUGAGUGCCUGAAAUGUAGGUAUUGAGGCUAUGAAAGGUGAAGAUAAUUUUUUUUCAUUGCUAGGAAAAGGAAGCUUCAAAAAAAAAAACUUUUCGUAUAACAUUAAUAUUUUUGAAAGUUACUGAUUUGUGUUGCACUCUAUGAGGUUUAUUCAGAAUUUAUAUUUAAUAGUUUCUUUAUGUGUAUGAAUUCAUACACAUACUAAUUAAAGACCUUAUUUUAUAUAUUUUAUCUUUUUUACUCGUCUUGUAUAUAUGAAAACCAUUUAUUGCAUUCUGUUGUUUAUCAUGUGUUCAGAGAAAGGCAAGAUUAUAGGUUGAAGUUUGAAGAAUAUCUUAAGGAGAGCUCUGUGGAAACAGUUAUUGGAGAGGUGCAGUUUCAAUAACAUAUCACACUAAGGAAACAAGACAUUGGUACUCAGAGUUAACAGUAAUAUUUUGAAUUUUGUCAAAAGCUUAAUGGGUGCAGGUGAAUUUUUGAUGUGCCCCCUCGCACGGGAUUUGGCUAAAGAGGAGUUAAAAGAGAAUCAAACAGAUUAAGCGCUAGAGGCUUUGUCAGUGCUUCUAUUACUGACUUGUCUGUUGGUAUUUUGCUUUAAAUCAUAGUAGAAAUGUCUAGCAAUCCUAAAUAUUAGCAGUAUUUCAUGAUAAUUUGAUGCAGUGGAUCAUACAGUAGAUAUAAAGUUGCUUAACUUGGAUUUACAAAUUCACUUAGAUUAUCUCCUGUUGUGCUCAGAAUAAUAGUUGUUUACUGGGAUUUAGUGAAAUUAAAUAGCCUUUUAAAAAUAUUUCAGAAUUACAAAUGACUGAUACAACUUUAUGAUAAUAAUGUUCAUGUCUUUUAGGAGGAUUAGUAAGGCAUGUGAAGCUGAGCAUUGUCUUUAUUGCAUGUUUGCACAAGAGGGAUGUUUUUCUCCUCAAUUAAAAUACCAGCUGGAGAAUACCUGUACAAUACCAGUUUUAUAUCAAUAAAAAUCAUACAAAUUAA
Penaeus vannamei (Pacific white shrimp) is the source of this 8564-nucleotide messenger RNA. RefSeq names its product Cytoplasmic FMR1-interacting protein Sra-1 (gene Cyfip). The record is from RefSeq and is a predicted model, not a curated record. Gene Ontology annotation, biological process: cell projection assembly; regulation of translation; axon guidance. Gene Ontology annotation, cellular component: synapse; neuron projection; SCAR complex. Lineage: Eukaryota; Metazoa; Arthropoda; Malacostraca; Decapoda; Penaeidae. Gene Ontology annotation, molecular function: small GTPase binding; RNA 7-methylguanosine cap binding.